Racocetra persica is the source of this 911-nucleotide messenger RNA. NCBI's taxonomy places the organism in Eukaryota, Fungi, Glomeromycota, Glomeromycetes, Diversisporales, Gigasporaceae. The record is from the annotation of a GenBank genome assembly.
UAAGACGAGAUAAUAAAACAAUUCUUCCGGCUGCACUAUUUGAAGUAGAUGAAAGUUUUACUUUUGAACAUUUACUUUAUCAGGCAGAUAGUGAAUACGUUCCUGAAGAGAAUGUUAAAGUUGAGAUUCAGGUUAAGGGUACAAAUACAUGGCACAAUGUUGUGUCUGGUAUAAAUGGAAGUUUAAAGCUGUGUACACGAGAAGAACAAAAUCAUUGUUUCUUCAUUGUUUCUUCUACAUAUAAUGUUUUUAAUGAAAUGAUGAGUGCAGCAUCCAAAAAAGUUUUGCCUGAUUCAAAACCGACAACAAAUCGUAAUGAUCAUUUAUACAAUGAUCUUUUAGCACUUUUACAUAGUAAUAAUCUUGGUUGGGAAUAUAGAACACAUAAUAUAGCUGGUAAAUCAUUUGUUAAUAAACUUACCUCUCUUCUUUAUUAUUUGGAUGAUAAGCAUCAGACUCUUAAGUUACGUAGCCUUAAAAUACCAACAUUUUUUCUUCAAUUAUCGUUAUAUCAACAAAAUACAUAUUAUAAAAAUGGAUCUCAUCAUAAAACUACACUAAAGCGUAAAGAUUUAGAAUUUUAUGCUGAUAAAUUAGAAGAGUGUAUUCUAGAACCAUGGGCAAGUAAAUUAUGUUGGAAUCAGGUUGUAACUGCUAGUUUAGAACUGUGUUCUGUUGCUCGUACAUGUGCUAACUAUUUAGAGACAGUUAACCAGCAUAUGCAAAGAAUUCAACUUGCAUCUGCUCCAGCACGAAGUCCUGAAAAUAAUAGUAAUUUAGAAAUACGAACUCCAUGUGCAAAAAAUGCUAUUAAAGAAAUAUAUUUACCAAUUGCUGAACAUAUUAAAGAUACAAGCGAAUAUGAAAUUAUAUCACUUGAAGAAUUUUUACCUGAAAACAAAGAAAAAUGA